This is a messenger RNA of Saccostrea cuccullata (small rock oyster), 1782 nucleotides long. Its product is annotated as tetraspanin-1-like. NCBI's taxonomy places the organism in Eukaryota, Metazoa, Mollusca, Bivalvia, Ostreida, Ostreidae. Gene Ontology annotation, cellular component: plasma membrane. The transcript is spliced from 9 exons. Bases 135 to 971 code for a protein of 278 amino acids. The record is from RefSeq and is a predicted model, not a curated record.
AUCAAUCGGAAGUACAGCUGUAUGUAUGUAUGGUGAUACAACUAUUUUUUUGAUAAAUGAUAUCAAAGUGAUAAAGACGAGUCAGGACAACAUCAAAUUCUAAAUAUCUUGACAUCUGCCCUUGACCUUCUAAAAUGGGUUUAAGUUGUGGAGGAACUCUGGGGAAAAUUUUCCUGAUCGUCAUCAACAUCUUAUUUUUUCUGCUCGGUCUUGGGUUACUGAUAGUAGGAGCUUUAAUGAAAACCAAUGUAAAGAUCAUUAAGGAUGAGGUGAAGCCGGCCCUGAACACAAUCACUGUCAGCUCCUACAAACUCGGGAACCUGACAGACAACCUCUCUAUACUCCUCAUCAUCAUCGGCGUCUUCAUCUUCUUGGUCGCUGGUCUGGGUCUUUUCGGUGCUUGUUGUCAGAACAGAUGCAUGUUGGUCACAUAUGCAGUUUUGGUUCUGAUAUUGUUCAUCAUGAAAAUUGUCGCCAUUGCGCUUUGGUUCUCAAUGAAGUCAGAGGUUGAAGGCACAGUUAAAGAAGGAAUGCUGACGUCAAUUAAAACGGACUAUGUGGACCACCGUCUUAAUAGUACCAAUGAGAUAUCAAAUUCAUGGAAUUACAUGUUUAUGACGUUGGACUGCUGUGGUGUAAAUGCUGUCACCGGACCGGACGAAGCUAAGAACGAUCUUAGGAAGUCCCCGUGGUGCACUACCUCUGGAGCUUGCGCAUCCACUCAGUUCUAUGUCCCUCCCGCUUGCUGUCAAGGUGUGGACUCCAGUAACUACCUGUCAGCGCCCUCUGCCUGCAAGGAUGGUACUAGCGGCAUCAACUCUAAGGGAUGUUACGAGGCAGUGAAAGACGAGAUCGAAUCUCACUCUAAUCAAGUUAUUGGGGUUGGAGUCACAAUCCUAGUUAUUGAGCUUCUUGCUGUUAUAUUUUCUUUCAUAAUUUGUAAACAAAGUGCUGACGAGAAGGUGGUUUAGAGAUGUCUGUUGAUUCUGGCCUUUUGUUAUCCAACAGCCUGUCAUCCAUUGAGCGGAAUAAAAUUAUAAUGAAGCCAAGGAACGUGGCGACCAAAAAAUCAACUUGAAUCUUUAUCAUAUACAAUCAAAAUUUAAAUAUUCUACAUGGGAUUUUACUAUUUUUCAAUCCAUCCAAUGUUUACCACUACAUGGAUGUCACUCAUUGGAUAUUUUUUGACUCACUGCUGUGACAUCACACUAGGUUUUGCGUGAGAGUGAAGUAAAAUAAAACGAAAUUCAUAUAAAGGUGUGUAAAUCACUGAUAGCUAUGUACAAAACACAGAAUAAAAAGAAUCUCCAGUGAUUUGUGGUUGGAUAUGAUUUUUACCAAACUCGUUUGAUUUUGUCCCUUUGACUAAGCUCAGGGAUUAAAAAAAAACCCAAAUCACUGGAGAUCCUAUAUUGAUUGAUUUAUUCAUUUAAUAUUGUAUGAUAUUUAAUCUACACCACUCUUUUUAAAGUCACUCGUUUGAAAGACAAGUUUUUAAAAUAUGCAUUUAUUUUCUAUCCUCAGUCACUGACAAUUAUAUCUCACUUUUAUCAUAUUAAUCGAGUAAUUGCUUUUUUAUAUGUACGCUUGUUGUCAGCAGUAAAAGUGAAUAAUCACCGAUUAAGUUGCUGAAGAAAUACUCUUGGACAUCAUUAUGAAGGCUAAAUUGAUUCGAUUACUGUGUAUUUCGUGUAUGUAUUUUCAUAAUGUUUCAUAUUGUUUUGCUAAUGUUGUGUCUAGACAUUCAUUAUCUUCUUUUUACAUUAAAUUUUUUACAAUGUU